AUUCCUCACUGGGGACAGGAGCUUGGCUCCUCCAGGUCUGAGGCCUGGUCUCUGCAUACUCCGCGGGCCUCCAGUCGAGGACCGCCAACUGCUGCUGACAAAAUCACUCCUGUGUUCUUCGUUGGAUGACAAACUUCACUCUGAACAGCUACCAGUUCUUCCUGACUUCUAGACGUAGCCCUCCCAUGGGUCCUUAGGUUCGGAUCUGAUCCCAACUACUCGUCUAAAUUCCUCCUGCUGUGUUGUCCCACCUUAUUUCAACCUCUUUCCGCAUUCACCUGACAAUUGUAAUGGAGCCUCAGCCAUGGGUCGCCUUCCCCGAGGCACGUGCUGUGGAGAGGCGCGGGCAAGGAGCCUGGACUUGGGCAAGUUUUAAGCACCCCUCAGUAAAAUGGAAUGACCCGUAAUUUGCGAUGACUGGAAAGAUUAAAUGACAUAGUUACCAGGUGACAGGGGUAUUUAUGAAGAACUGGGACUCUCUGGAUGAACAGGGCAUUUGUGCUGCUGACAAGGACUGUGAAGAUGCAUAUAAAGUCUGUCAGAUCUUAGACAUCCCUUUCCACCAGGUGUCCUAUGUGAAGGAGUAUUGGAAUGAUGUAUUCAGUGACUUUUUGAACGAGUAUGAAAAGGGAAGAACCCCCAACCCAGACAUCAGCUGCAAUAAGCAUAUCAAGUUCAGUUGCUUUUAUCAUUAUGCUGUGGACAAUCUUGGAGCAGAUGCUGUUGCCACUGGCCACUAUGCAAGGACCUCACUGGAGGAUGAAGAAGUCUUUGAGCAAAAGCAUAUUAAGAGACCAGAUGGGCUGUUCAGAAAUCGAUUUGAAGUCAGAAACCCCGUAAAACUUCUCCAAGCAGCUGACAGCUUUAAAGACCAGACCUUCUUUCUCAGCCAGGUUUCCCAGGAUGCCCUGAGAAGAACCAUCUUCCCCCUGGGGGAAUUAACAAAAGAUUUUGUAAAGAAAAUAGCUGCGGAGAAUGGACUCCAUCAUGUGCUUCAGAAGAGAGAGAGCAUGGGCAUCUGCUUCAUUGGUAAGAGAAACUUGGAGCAUUUCCUUCUUCAGUAUUUGCAGCCUCAGCCUGGAAAGUUUAUUUCUAUUGAGGAUAAUACAGUUCUGGGAACACAUAAAGGUUGGUUCCUGUACACUUUGGGCCAGAGAGCUAAGAUCAGCGGCUUGAGAGAGCCAUGGUAUGUGGUGGAGAAGGAUAGCACCAAGGGUGACGUGCUUGUGGCUCCCCGGGUAGACCACCCGGCUCUGUACAGGGACCUGCUCAGGACCAACAGAGUACACUGGAUUGCUGAGGAACCACCUGCUGCCUUGGUCAGAGACAAGAUGAUGGAGUGCCAUUUCCGUUUCCGCCACCAGAUGGCACUAGUGCCCUGUGUGCUGACCCUCAAUCAGGAUGGCACUGUGUGGGUGACAGCUGUGAAGGCUGUGAGGGGCCUUGCCCUGGGACAGUUUGCAGUGUUCUACAAGGGUGAGGAGUGCCUCGGCAGUGGGAAAAUCCUGCGCUUAGGGCCAUCUGCCUACACACUCCAGAAGGGCAAGAACAGAACCCGAGUGGCUCCUGAGGUCUCCAGUGACAGCCCAGGCCUGCAGCCCACAUCCUGACGAAGGCCAAGGAGGAGGCGUUAGAGCAGAGUCUGCAGCAGGAUGGUCAGUGAUGGGCUUUGGUGCUUCCAGAAUCAAUGGACAGGCUGGCUGCAGAGCCAGGGCAGCCUGAGGAAGGAGCGUGUGUGCUGCUGCUCCAGGAAAGCAGAGGCAGGUGCUGGGUCUGCCCUGAGGGCCCUGAUGGAGCUACUCUUCCACAGCAUCCAGGAGGCCAGCGGGAACAGCAUCAAAUAAAACUGUCAAAGUCUGA
Molecule: messenger RNA, 1860 nt
Organism: Arvicanthis niloticus (Nile rat)
Lineage: Eukaryota; Metazoa; Chordata; Mammalia; Rodentia; Muridae
Source: RefSeq, a predicted model, not a curated record